Molecule: messenger RNA, 1366 nt
Organism: Vidua macroura (Pin-tailed whydah)
Lineage: Eukaryota; Metazoa; Chordata; Aves; Passeriformes; Viduidae
Gene: EPHX3
Product: epoxide hydrolase 3
Exons: 7
Coding region: 251-1366 (371 amino acids)
Molecular function (GO): hydrolase activity
Source: RefSeq, a predicted model, not a curated record
CCGCAAAGGCUCCGCCCCCUUUGCUGUCCCAGGCCACGCCCCUCGCGCUUUCAUUGGUUGGUUCCUGAAUGCUCCACCUCUUUCCCUCGUUGUCCAAUCAGCGCUCGGGGGCGGGGCCGGCGCGGUUGGAGGCGGAAAGGGGGGGGAGGGGGCGGCGACAGCGCCGCGAUCGCGACAGAGGCGACAGAAACCCCCCCCCCCGGGGCCAGCGCAGCCCCCCCGGUCGCGACAGGUGUCCCCAGGUGUCCCCAUGCCGCGGCGCCUCCUGUCCCUCCUGCUGGCCCCCACGCGGCUCCUGCUGGCCCUGCGGGGGCUGCUGGCCCGGGGGGGGCUGGCGGUGGCCGCGGUGGCCUCGGGGGUGGCCUUUGGCCUCUGGGGGGUGGCGCUGCUGCUGCGCCGCGGGCCCCGCGCGACGCUGCGGGGACAGCGCAGGGACACGGCCCCGGCCGGGCUGGCCGAUGGCACCUUCGGGGAGCACCGGCACCUGCGGCUGCAGGGCUCGGGGCUGCGUCUCCACUACGUCACUCGGGGUCCCCCCGGUGCCCCCCUGAUGCUGCUGCUCCACGGCUUCCCCCAGAACUGGUUCUGCUGGCGUCACCUGCUGCAGGAGUUCAGCGCCCGCUUCCGGGUGGUGGCCCUGGACCUCCGCGGCUACGGGGACUCGGAGAAGCCACCGGGGAGGGACAGCUACCGGCUGGAGCUGCUGCGCGGGGACAUCCGCGACGUCAUCGAGGCCCUGGGGACGCCGGCGGGGACGCCGCGCUGCGUCCUGGUGGGACACGACUGGGGCGGCGUCCUGGCCUGGGAGGUGGCCUCGAGCCACCCCCAGCUGGUGGAGAAGCUGGUGGUGAUGGACGCGCCCCAGCGGGGCGUCAUGGCAGCUUUCAUGACCCGUCACCCGUCGCAGCUGCUCCGUUCCUGUUACAUGUUCCUGUUCCAGCUGCCCUGGCUGCCCGAGCUGCUCCUGUCCCUGGCCGACUUCCAGCUGGUGAGGACGUUCCUGACCAGUGCCCAGACGGGCAUCCAGGACCCGGCGUGGCGGCUCUCGGAGCAGGAGCUGGACUCGUACCUGUUCGGCCUCUCCCAGCCCGGGGGGCUCAGCCCCCCCAUCCAUUACUACCGCAACCUCUUCCGGGCCACGCCCAUCCCGCGGGAGCCGCCCCCUCCCCCCACGCUGCUGCUCUGGGGCUCCCGCGACGCCUUCCUGGACCCGCGCCUUGGCCCCGCCCACCUGCGCUGGCUCCGCCCCUCCGCCCGGCUCCGCCUCCUGCCCGGCGCCUCCCAUUGGCUGCCCGAGGAGAGGCCACACCUCCUGGCCAAGCUGAUUGGAGAGUUUCUUGGGGGAGGGGCCGAGGAGGGGUCGUAG